AUGUCCAAAAUCGCAUCGACCUUUUCGCGCCUGGUGCGCUUCGUGCCCAAGUCCAACCCCGCCAAGGUUCUGAUCGGUGAGCCGGUCGACCCGAAGCUUGAUGUUGGACUCGCCAUCUAUCGGGGCGAGGAGGUUUCCGUGCGACCUUUCUCUGGAUCUUCGAUUCUUAGCCCUGGACAAGUGACUGGUACUACCGAAACCAUUGCGCGACUGCUAUCCCCUCUGGCGCAGACCGAGGUGGGCUCGAUCCGCUGCAUCGGAUUGAACUAUAGCUCGCAUGCCAAGGAGAUGUCUCUCCCCAUCCCUGAUGUGCCGACUCUCUUUAUGAAGCCAUCGACCGCCCUGGCCGACCCAUGGCCCGCGCCUACUGUUCUGCCUAAGAUUACGCAGCUGGACAACACCGGUGACUACGAGUCUGAAAUGGUUAUUGUUAUUGGUCGCGAUGCGAAGGAUGUAUCUGAGUCUGAGGCUCUGGAUUACGUUCUGGGCUAUACCGCCGCCAAUGACGUGUCUAGCCGGACUUCACAGAUGAACCAAAGCCAAUGGUCUUUCUCCAAGGGUUUCGAUGGCGCUUGCCCUAUCGGCCCCACCCUUGUUUCUGCAGCUUUGAUUCCCGAUGCUAGCAAGCUCCACAUCCGUGGUCUUAAGAGCGGCCGUGUUAUGCAGGACUGCCCUCUGACUGAUUUGAUCUUUAGUGUUCCGCAGCUGGUCAGCUUCCUCUCCCAGGGCACUACCCUGCCUGCUGGUACCAUCAUUCUGACCGGUACUCCUCCCGGUGUUGGUGCGGCCAAGAGCCCCAAAGAGUUUAUUAAGGCUGGAGAUGAGUUCUCUGUGGAGCUCCUCCCUCACGUGGGCACCCUGAUCAACAAGAUUGAGAACCAAUAG
Molecule: messenger RNA, 885 nt
Organism: Penicillium waksmanii
Lineage: Eukaryota; Fungi; Ascomycota; Eurotiomycetes; Eurotiales; Aspergillaceae
Product: fumarylacetoacetate hydrolase family protein
Exons: 5
Coding region: 1-885 (294 amino acids)
Molecular function (GO): acetylpyruvate hydrolase activity
Source: RefSeq, a predicted model, not a curated record